UACCACUGAAAAUCAGUCUUUUUGUCUCUUGGUUGCUGUCUGCCCGCCCAAGUCCGAUGUGUUCCGCUAUCAGCGAGCAGCAGCCGGACUGUGCGGCCCCUGUCUGGGUGGGGAGCGGAGACCACUACCCCAGAGCCGCGCUGGGCCAGGUUCUUUAGGAAGAGAAAGAGCGAGGCAGAGGAGGGAGUGAGCCAGCAAGCGAGCAAGCAGCCAGAGCCAGGGAGCACGAGCGCUCAGCACACCCGCGUGCAAGGCCAGCACCGGGGGACCCAGCUCUGGGGGGCAGCAAUGCUGCUGCCAGCGGCGAGAUGUUUGCUCCUACUGCUCAGCUACUCCAUGCUGGCGCGCCCUGGGCUGGCCUGCGGACCUGGCAGGGGCUUCGGGAAAAGGCGGCACCCCAAAAAGCUGACCCCUCUAGCCUACAAGCAGUUCAUUCCCAACGUGGCGGAGAAGACCUUAGGAGCUAGCGGGAGGUAUGAAGGGAAGAUCUCCAGAAACUCGGAGCGAUUCAAGGAACUCACCCCCAAUUACAACCCUGACAUCAUAUUCAAGGAUGAGGAAAACACGGGAGCAGACCGCCUGAUGACUCAGAGAUGCAAGGACAAGCUGAACGCGCUGGCCAUCUCCGUGAUGAACCAGUGGCCGGGCGUGAAGCUGCGAGUGACCGAGGGCUGGGACGAGGACGGCCACCACUCGGAGGAGUCGCUGCACUACGAGGGCCGCGCUGUGGACAUCACCACGUCGGACCGUGAUCGGGGCAAGUACGGCAUGCUGGCGCGCCUGGCGGUGGAGGCCGGCUUCGACUGGGUGUACUACGAGUCCAAGGCGCACGUCCACUGCUCCGUGAAAGCAGAGAACUCGGUGGCGGCCAAGUCCGGCGGCUGCUUCCCCGGCUGGGCCACGGUGCGCCUGGAGCAGGGCGGCACGAAGCGCGUGCGGGACCUGCGGCCCGGCGACCGCGUGCUGGCGGCCGACGAGCAGGGCCGGCUGCUCUACAGCGACUUCCUGGCCUUCCUGGACCGCGACGACGGCGCCACGAAGCUCUUCUACGAGAUCGAGACGCGCGAGCCGCGGGCGCGCCUGCUGCUCACGGCCGCGCACCUGCUCUUCGUCGCGCCGCCCAACGGCACGGCGCGGACCCCGGCGGGCGCCGCCUUCGCCAGCAGCGUGCGGCCCGGCCAGCGCGUCUUCGUGGCGGCCGAGCGCGCCGGGGCCCCGAGGCUGCUGCCGGCCACCGUGCACCGCGUGGGGCUGCGCGAGGAGGCGGCGGGCGCCUACGCGCCGCUCACGGCGCAGGGCACGAUCCUCAUCGACCGGGUGCUGGCGUCCUGCUACGCGGUCAUCGCCGAGCACGGCUGGGCGCACCGCGCCUUCGCGCCCUUCCGCCUGGGCCACGCGCUCCUGGGGACGCUGGCGCCCGCGCGGCCCGAGCUCCGCGGCGGGGCCGGCGGGGCCGAGGCCGAGGCCGAGGCGCGGGCUCCCGGCGCCGCCGGCGUGCACUGGUACUCGCGGCUGCUCUACCGGCUGGGCACCUGGCUCUUGGACAGCGACGCGCUGCACCCCCUGGGCAUGGCCGCGGCCGCCGCCAGCUGAAG
Molecule: messenger RNA, 1595 nt
Organism: Suncus etruscus (white-toothed pygmy shrew)
Lineage: Eukaryota; Metazoa; Chordata; Mammalia; Eulipotyphla; Soricidae
Gene: SHH
Product: sonic hedgehog signaling molecule
Exons: 3
Coding region: 289-1593 (434 amino acids)
Biological process (GO): oligodendrocyte differentiation; intein-mediated protein splicing; smoothened signaling pathway
Molecular function (GO): calcium ion binding; patched binding
Source: RefSeq, a predicted model, not a curated record